Messenger RNA from Polyodon spathula (Mississippi paddlefish), 1350 nucleotides. It is a transcript of the gene lrr1, whose product is annotated as leucine rich repeat protein 1. Gene Ontology annotation, molecular function: protein binding. The transcript has 5 exons. NCBI's taxonomy places the organism in Eukaryota, Metazoa, Chordata, Actinopteri, Acipenseriformes, Polyodontidae. Bases 88 to 1350 code for a protein of 420 amino acids. The record is from RefSeq and is a predicted model, not a curated record.
UGGUGUUUUGAAUCGUGGGUGAUCGCUCUGUGCAAUAAACUGUCUGGAUAGCUUUCUGUACCCCCUGCUUGGGUUUCGAGAUUGACGAUGAAGCUUCAGUGUGAGGUGGAAGUUAUCAAUCGGAUCCUGCCAACCUUUGGAAUGAGAAAUCGAGGCAAGGCAGCGAGAGCAGUGCUGUCCAUCGGGAGACAUCUGGACAAGACGACCAAGAUACAGAACAUAUAUCUCAUGAUCUGCACCUUAAAGGACAAAGCGGGCUGCAAGUACAAACUGAAAGAGAACAUAGAACAGUUUUUCACCAGAUUUGUGGAACAGGGAAAGGCCACAAUAAGACUGAAGGAACCAGCGGUAGACGUCUGUCUCAGUAAGGCGGAUGCCAACAACUUGAAGAACUUCCUCUCUGCUGCCAGGCUGGCUCACAGAGGGAGUGAAGUCGACGCGUUACCCUUGACUGCUCUGGCUCCCGCCCGGACCCGCGAUGUGGAGAAACCCAAGAGCAAGAUGAGCAUCACCUCCAAGAAGGAUUACCCGCUCACGUCCUGCUUCCCCUACUCCCUGGAGCAGCUGCAGGUGUCCUACUGCAGGCUGUCCCGGGUGGACAUGCGCAUGCUGACCCUGAGGAAACUGAGGAAGCUGGACCUGAGCAACAACCACAUCAAGAAGCUGCCAGCCACCAUCGGGGACCUGUGCUGCCUCGCCGAGCUCGUUCUGCACAACAACCACCUGGAGACCUUCAGCACCGCCCUGUGCCAGUCCACUCUGCAGCACUCCCUGCAGUACCUGGACCUCGGCCAGAACAAACUCCGAGCCCUUCCCAUUCAGUUCUGCCAGCUCCGGGAACUCGUGCAUCUGAAGGUGGACGACAAUGAGAUGCUCCGUCUGCCGGUCAAGAUCGGGCAGCUCAGUAAACUGCGCUUCCUCUCCGCAGCCCGCAACCAGCUGCCCUACCUGCCCACCGACUUCCGCAGGCUGUCGCUGGAGAACCUGGACCUUUUUGGGAACCCUUUUAAGCAGCCCAAUCCCCUGGACCACACUAUUCAGUUAAAAUUCCCCUUGACUUUGCUGGAGAUGGCUUCACGGACAGCAGUCAACUACAGAAUACCGUACAGCCCUCAGCUCAUUCCUGCACACUUGUGCCAAGACCUGGAUGUUUCCAAAACCUGCGACUGUGGAAACGCUUGUCUAAACUUCUACAUCCAGACCACCGUCAGCAUGAACCUGCACCACGUGUCCCACACCGUCAUCCUGGUGGACAACAUGGGAGGCACAGAAGCCCCCGUCCUCUGCUAUUUCUGCUCCCUGACUUGCUACUCUGAAUUCCUUGACAAAUGCUUGCAGCGCAGCAGGUGA